CUUCUCUCGCGAUAAGUUACCAUAUCUCUAGCUUGAUUACGUACAAGAACCUGAACUCUGCUGGCUUUGAGAAGCACGUUACCUGGUAAAAUGAGUGUAACACUCACAAAGGGGGCAGUUGAAGCCCUGGUAAAUGGCUCACAGGUGAACAAUGCCGUGCUGCAGAUAAUUAACAUCCGUAAGGUCUCUGCUGACUCUGGUCCACUCAGGUACAGGCUAAGGUUGAGUGAUGGUCUGCACACUUGGUCUUCCUUCAUACUGGCUACACAGUUAAACACUCUGACAGAAGACAAACUGGUACCUAACAGUGUGUUUCUGGUGAAGAAGUCCGUCAACAAUAAAUUGUCGGAUGGCAGGCUUGUGGUGAUUUUGUUGGACAUGGAGUUUUUGCAGUCUGCCGAGGAAACUGGAGGGAAGAUUGGAGAUCCCACUCCAUAUGAACCAGUUGUUGGGACAUCAUCUUCACAGUCUGCCCCAAGCACCUCUGUCCCGGCUUCUUCUCCACUUGCAUCAGAACCUGGACCCUCUAAUUGGAACAAAAGCAACGUUUCUUCUCCAGGAGGACGGGAAGCGUCACCAUCUCAGUUUUCUCCCAUGAAGGCGUCACCAUCUAAGUUUUCUCCCAUGAAGGCGUCACCAUCUAAGUUUUCUCCCAUGAAGGCGUCACCAUCUCAGUUUUCUCCCAUGAAGGCGUCACCAUCCAAGUUUUCACCAACGAAAGCCUCACCCAUGAAAACGUCCCCCAUGAAGUUUUCACCCACGAAGGGUGGCAGCGGUUCUCCAGGUUCUUCAACAAAAGUGCUUCCAAUAGCAAGCCUCAACCCUUACCAAAGCAAAUGGACCAUCAGAGCCCGAGUCACCAACAAGUCCACUGUCCGCACCUGGAGUAACUCUCGAGGAGAUGGAAGGCUCUUCUCCUUUGAUGUUCUGGAUGAGAGUGGCGAAAUCAAGAUCACAGCGUUCAACAAGGAAGUGGACAAGUUUUUCUCUCUAGUGGAGCAAGGCAAGGUGUACUACAUCUCUAAGGCUACGCUGAAGGUGGCCAACAAACAGUUCACCACACUGAAGAACAACUACGAGAUGACCCUGCAUGCUCACUCAUCCGUCAUGCCAUGUGAUGACAGUCAGGGCAUCCCUACAGUGAGCUGUGCCUUUGUGCCCAUUGCAGAGCUGGAGAACAGAGAUACCGACACCAUCGUGGAUGUAAUUGGAGUGUGCAAGAGUGCCGAUGAUGUAUCCCGUAUCACCACAAAGACCAGCAGAGAAGUCUCCAAGAGGACCCUCCAGCUAAUAGACACCACUGGCAAAAUGGUGACACUCACACUGUGGGGAGAGGAGGCAGAGAAGUUUGACGGCGCUGUAGACCCUGUGGUGGCCGUCAAAGGAGCUCGCCUGUCGGAUUUUGGGGGCAGAUCUCUCUCAGCUUUGUUCAGUUCAACAGUCAUGGUCAACCCUGACUUACCCGAGGCUUUUAGUCUGCGGGCCUGGUACGACCAGGGAGGCUAUGCGCUCGACAGCCAAUCCCUCACAGAGACGAGGGCAGCGGGCAGCAGAGCAAAGACCAACUGGAAAACGCUGAGCGAAGUUAAGAAUGAAGACCUGGGACAUGGAGAGAAGCCUUCUAGCGCUCCAAUCUGCCCAUGUCUGCAAAACAUGAUGAGGCAGGCAUGCGGGCGGAAGCAUGGGAGAGCAAUGUUGACGGGGAGAGGGCUGUUGCUUAAGGGAGACAUUCUCCUAAUUAAAGAAACCUUCUUAGCCAACUACUUCAGCUGCCUGGCGACGAUACUGUACACUCGUAAGGAUAAUUGUCUGUACCAGGCCUGUCCCACUGAAGACUGCAAAAAGAAGGUCAUCGACCAACAGAACGGAAUGUACCGCUGCGAGAAGUGUGACCGAGAGUUCCCCAACUUCAAAUACAUACUCCUACUUAUUGCCAACUUAGCAGACUUCGGGGAUAACCAGUGGGUGACAUGCUUCCAGGAGACAGCUGAGGCCCUGUUAGGUCACAGUGCAGAAACACUGGGACAGCUCAGAGACACAGAUGAGGCUGCAUUCGAUGAAGUCUUUCAGAAAGUCAACUUUACAACCCACAUCUUCAGAAACCGAGUCAAGCUGGAGACGUACAACGAUGAGAGUCGAGUGAAGGUGACGGUGAUGGAGGUGCAGCCGGUGGACCACAGGGAGUACAGCCGGAGACUCCUCAGCAACAUCCGCAAAUUGGCCAGCUGAAAUCGGUCCCAGUCAUCCAAAAAGCUGCCCGGUGAUUAAACGCAUCUUCCACCGGUCUCUGACUGGUGUCCGACUGUCCCCUCCAGCGAGAUAACAGCAUAUCUGACAGCGACAGCAGAGGGGCGGCUGGUGAUUCAUCGCAUUAAAUGGCAGCCAAACAAAAGACUGAUAUUUAGUUGCUCACUUCCCUCAGCGAGCCAUUUGUGAAACACUGCGAAUGGCAUGGGAACGACUUUUACCUUUUUGUAGUUAGUGACAUUUUAACAAAGAGCUCUGACUGUGAUAGUGCAUAACUGUGUUCUAGACCUGCUUACAUUUGAUCCUGUUGCAUAUGUAGCAUACAUGGUAAGAUCAAAGGGGUUUCUCUUUUUCAUACAAGUGAUUCAUCUCUCUGGUUUGAAAUCUGUGGUGGGGGUGCUCCGUGUAAGUGAGAUGCAGAUGAGUCAGGUUUUAUUUAAUUUUUAUUGUUCCGUUUUAAAGCAUGGCCAAAGUGUGUGGGAGACUCGCAUGUUGGCAUUUGUUUUAACUUACAGCUUGUACUUCUUGUUAAAAUCAUCCUUAUAAGUUUAAGAAAAGAGUUGGUUUUUGUUCUUCACAUCCAAGCUAUGCCAAAAAAAGCUAUUAAAAAGAUUUCAAAAUAA
This is a messenger RNA of Eleginops maclovinus (Patagonian blennie), 2870 nucleotides long. Its product is annotated as replication protein A 70 kDa DNA-binding subunit-like. Lineage: Eukaryota; Metazoa; Chordata; Actinopteri; Perciformes; Eleginopidae. Gene Ontology annotation, molecular function: single-stranded telomeric DNA binding; damaged DNA binding. Gene Ontology annotation, biological process: DNA replication; nucleotide-excision repair; telomere maintenance via telomerase. Bases 91 to 2229 code for a protein of 712 amino acids. Gene Ontology annotation, cellular component: DNA replication factor A complex; nucleus. The transcript is spliced from 19 exons. The record is from RefSeq and is a predicted model, not a curated record.